Molecule: messenger RNA, 3119 nt
Organism: Cladocopium goreaui
Lineage: Eukaryota; Dinophyceae; Suessiales; Symbiodiniaceae
Source: the annotation of a GenBank genome assembly
AGAUAGUUUGAUUAUCCUUACACCUUAUAGAGUUCCUUCGCUUUAGCAGAAGAUCUCAGAUGCAUCGUGGCAGAUCCCAGGAGUUGGAUGACAAGCUGCGCCGAUUUAGUGCAAGGGCUGAGUCGGGUAGCCCUGCCAGCAUUGUGCGAUCUGAAAGAAGAGCUGCACAGGAAACCUUUCGGUCUGGAUGGAGCCGGUCUAUCCAGGUAACUCCUCCAUGCAAAUCUGCGCACGCAGCGAGGCGCUGCAGCUCGUUGCCUGGCUCGAGAGAGCCUCGAGAUUCGGUCCAAGGCCGGGGUGAGCACCAAGGAUUCUUGCAGCUACCACAAUAUCAGGAUUCGGCAACAAACCUAGCAGAUCGCAUAACAUCUCGGAGCUUGUCAGCAGGCCAGCGAACCACUAGCAGCUCCAGCACUGCAGGACGCUGGCGAUUUGCGCGAGAACUUCCAGGCAAAGAACUGAGCCAUGAAGGUUGGCUUGCAAAGCAUAGCUCUGGCAAGAUUUCUGGCAGGUGGCAGCAGCGAUACUUCAGGUUGGAAGGAUGCUACCUUCGGUACAUGCAGACACCCAGCAGCACGGCAAAGAAAACUUUCAAUCUCCAGAAAGCGCAGAAUCUGACAGUUGCAGAAGACCAGCCUCGCGAGCUGAAUCUGGACUUUGGUUAUCGCUCGUGGCGCCUGCGUGCUGCAGAUGCGGCGGAGGCCAGGCGCUGGUUGGUGCUUCUGGAGGCAGGACGCCUUACAGCAGGAAACGCUGAGGAAGGGGAUGCCAGUGAGAGUGAUAUGGAUGACUCGGCUUCUGUUUGCAGUGUCCCCAGUGGCUCUUCGACUACUGCAGAGUCUUUGCAUUCUGCGGAGCCAACGACGCCAAAGUUCGGGAUCCGGGAUAAAGAGAAAGCUGACAAGGUCCUGCCGAGUUGGCCAGCUCCAGCCAUUGCAGACACCCUGGAGGUAAAUACAGAGGAGCUCGAUAGACAGUUCGACUCCUGGUUGCCCUUUGCCAAUGAGGAUGUCUCCUUGCAGAUCAGCACUCCAAGCACAUCCUUUGUUUGUGACGGCCUCAGCCGUGCUUUGCAUGGCCAUUGGCUGCGGCUUUGUGAAGUUUGCGCUGCAGCCAUGGCUGACGACAAACUACGAUUGGAGGCGUCUGGCAAACGGCCUGCAGUGGCUGCGGAGCGUGCUGUCACAACGCUUCUGCAAGGACAAAGUGAGUCUCAUGCUGCUCGAGAGUCUCUGGAGAAUUUUCUUGGUGAGUAUUUGCUGCGCAUUCUUCGAAGAAUGGAGUUGUGGGUGGCGCGGUAUGACCCCUCUGCCGAUGAAGUGGCAACCGUGGCCAAAUGGUGGCUGUUCCAGGCUGAACCUGCUCUCCUGCCCUUCUGCCAUCGUGCCGAACGUUUUGCAGGGGAGAAGUUGGAGCAUUCUGAGCAAGCCGUGAUUUCAAUCGAGAAGCUGCUCUUGCGAGAAUGGGAGUCCAGAAGUUGCGAAGAAGCAUCCGGGCUUUGCUCGCACAUUUUCGAAGGCCACUAUGCCGAGGAAGCUGGCAAUGUAGACUUGGCACGGCUGCUGCGAAGUUUGCAAGAAUCCGCUGAUGCCUGGCAAACCUGGCGUAGCCACAGUGCUGCUUGCAACCGGGCCGCCUCUGUGCUCAUCGCCAUGUUGAAUGCAGCUCUCCGUUCGCAGCACGCAGCCAGCCGCAUGCUGCUUUCGGAAGCAGAAAGACUGAGCCGAACGAGCAGAAGGAGGACCUUCCCAAAGAUGAUCCAGAUGGGGCGACAGGCACUACACGAAUUUCAGAAAGCCGGUGCGUGCAGUGAUGGCAAAGGCAAGAGGAUCCCAGAAGAGGUUCUUGCAGCUGCAGCUCAGGAUGCCGUGCAGUUGGCAAUCUUCUGCAGCCACACCAGCGAUUCUUUGGAGGGCUGGGGAUCCACCAAAGAGCUUUGCCGCGACGUACUUCUUGCAUUCGAAAGUGCCUUCCAGACUGAGGUCUCCUCACUGACCAGGGCCUUGACCACAGUCCAUCACCACUACAACCGUCAGUUUCUGAAAGUAGACAGCUUCAGUAGCCUUCUUCGCAAAGAUCAUAGCGGUGGCACUGGCAUUUUGACCUCAGCGACAGCCGCCUGGAUUGAGUUUCUUCAAAAUUUUACAGGGAACCGCCAGGUGCCCAGCCAGGUGCCCGGGGUGCCUGGCCAGGUGCUUGGGACAUUGAGAGAACGAGUCGGUGCUUCCAUCGUGGAGUUGCUCGCCUCUGCUUGGGUACAGAACUUUGUGCGAGCACCGCCGCCGCUCUCUGUGUGGGGCACUCGGCUUUUCACCGCUUUCGCCGCAGAUGAGGCGGCUCUUACAUCGCUGGCACCGGAUUCGAAAGAACUGGGGAAGUUCCGGCAGAUGGUGGAGACAAUGCGUGGCUUUCUGCAAGUCAAUGCACAGUCCAGGUGGCAAGAGCUGGGUAAAGCAGAGAAUGUCCUGCAGAAGUUAUUGGCUGAGGAGCAAGGGAGGGCCUUGACUCAUGCCCUUUGGCAGACUGCGACACGUUAGCAUGCCAAGCAUCAAGUUUAGUCGGCAGUUUGGCCAAGCCAUCAAUCUAAUUCAGUGCACGCAAAGAAGGAUCCCGUCAUUGCGCUCCUUCCUCUUGCUCGGGAGAGCCUGAAGUCGGUCCAGAUCCGAACGGCGGCCAGAGUGCCCCCUGAAUGAAACACAUUGAUCACGUUGUUCGUGGACAAGUCGUGCUUGCUAGUUUCAUUCGCGUGAUGUCAGUCAGCACUGCGACCCUCUCUUGCUGCCUUGUAAAGCGAACAGGCACACCUGAAGCUUGCACCAAAUGACUUCUGCAGUCUAGUUUGUACAAUAGCGCCACUGCAUUGUCCUUUAAUUCAUUUUCAUUUUUCUUCCCUUUUGUGAAGACAGGAGGGUUUCUGGUUAUGAAUUGGCCGGGUCUACCCCUGCCAAGAUUUGGCAUGUGACAUACACAUGGAAAGUCCUGAAAUCCUGAAGUGUCGUCGAAGCAUUUUAAGGCCUGUCCAUGUCUCUCAGGGCAUCAUUUUCGAGCUCAAGAGCUCACAAGUAUGUUGUACCCCGUAAAAAGAUAAAAAGAGCCUCUGCAGAUGUUCCAGAUGUUCC